UACUAACAGAAAUAUAACAGAAAUGACAACUAGUAACUAAUAGAAAUAACAACAGUAAUUAAAGCCAGCUAGACAUUGUAAAAUCUUAUUUAAACGGUGCGUAUACGCUGAAAGAGAGUGCCAAAACGUCGUCGUUGUCUCAGUAUUCUUUUGAUUUGAAUCUCUUUAUCUUUUCUCCCCUACUGUUCUCCCCGCUUGUAACACUCUCCUCCUUCACCAUUACCAUCCUCACCACCACCGUUGAGUUCCAACUCUUCUCCACCUCUUAGCCCACCAUUAGUCUCAAAUUCCACUCCGUCAAAUUCAUCACCACCAUUGAUAACAUCUCCACCACCAAACUCACCACCUCCAUCACCUCCUCCUCCUCCUACCCCUGCAAAGAACGAGUCUCCUCCUCCAUCUGUUCAAUCCCCUCCUCCUCCUCCUGCGAUACCUCCCCCUAGUACUGGUGAAUUUGUUUCUCCACCUCCCUCUGGAGGUUCAAAACAAUCUCCUCCUCCGCCAGUAGAAUCCAAACCCUCUUUGUCUCCCCCCAAUUCAAAUCUAUCACCCAAGCCAUCGGAAUCAAAUAGCACUCCGUCAAAUGGACCCAAUCCAACAGAAUCUAGAUUUCAUAGUCCUCCCGAAUCAGGAGUUUCGUCAUCGGGCCGCUCGUCAUCAAACGCUAAUGCAAAAAAUCACAAUGUGGUCAGCAAUCCACCAAGAAAUCGAAGUAAUGGAACUGGAAGCAAGACAGUCAUGACUGCGGCUGCUGCUGCAGCCGCAGGUGUGGUUUUUAUGGCGCUAAUUGUGGUAAUCUUUUUAUUUGUGAAAAGGAGUAGAAAAAGACGGAUUCAGCCUUCCAGCCAUUACAUUCCGCCCAAAAACUUUACUGUGCAAACAGAUAAAUAUUAUUACGGACAGCAACAACCCUCUGUGGGUUUCGCUGGACCAGGAAGUCUUUCUUAUCAUUCGCCAACUGCACAGUCUGAUAGCUACGGGAGUCAAAGAGGGAAUAUGUACCAUGGAGGGGGACCUGACUCAGGUGUCAUUGGCAGUUCCAAGACCUCUUUCAGCUACCAUGAGCUGAUGGAAAUAACAAAUGGAUUUGCUCGUCAAAAUAUUAUCGGUGAGGGUGGCUUUGGAUGUGUUUUCAAGGGGUGCAUGACAGAUGGGAAAGCAGUUGCUGUCAAACAGCUAAAGGCGGGUAGUGGACAGGGUGAACGGGAAUUCAAGGCUGAAGUUGAAAUUAUCAGUCGUGUCCAUCAUCGACAUUUGGUCUCUUUGGUGGGCUAUUGCAUCUCUGACAAUCAACGCUUGCUCAUAUACGAAUUUGUUCCAAAUAAGACUCUUGAGCAUCAUUUGCAUGCAAAAGAUAUGCCAGUGUUGGAUUGGCCUAAAAGACUCAAAAUUGCCAUAGGAUCUGCUAAGGGUUUGGCAUAUUUGAUGCAUGAAGAUUGCCAUCCAAAAAUUAUUCACAGAGACAUUAAGUCGUCGAACAUUCUGUUGGAUGAUGCUUUUGAAACACAGGUUGCAGACUUUGGGCUUGCCAGACUAAAUGACACAGCUCAGACCCACGUAUCAACUCGAGUAAUGGGGACAUUUGGGUACUUGGCACCUGAGUAUGCAUCAAGUGGAAAACUAACAGAUAGGUCUGAUGUAUUUUCAUUUGGAGUUGUGCUUCUAGAACUGAUAACCGGGCGCAAACCAGUCGAUGCAAGUCAGCCUUUGGGGGAUGAAAGCUUGGUUGAAUGGGCUCGUCCACUCCUGAUUCAUGCCCUUGAAACCGGCGAAUUUGGUGAGUUGGUUGAUACACGGCUCGAAAAGCAUUACGUGGAGAGUGAAUUAUUUAGAAUGGUUGAGACAGCUGCUGCUUGUGUUCGCCAUUCAGCUCCAAAGCGGCCACGCAUGGUGCAGGUGGUGAGAGCAUUAGAUAGUGAAGGUGAACUCCCAGAUCUCAGUAAUGGUGUGAGAUUUGGUCAGAGCGCUGUAUAUGAUUCAGUUCAGUACAGUCAAGACAUUAGGAAAUUCAGGGGAAUGGCUAUUGGCAGUAAUGGAAGCUCAGAAUUUGACACUUCCAGUGGAGAUUACUCUGGUAGACACAUAUCCCGUGAACCCCCAGCAUCAAGUUAGUUCACGAGUAGCGAGUCAGAAAGACAAGCCAUGAACCGACAUGGAAGCCAUGGUAGAUGCCAGUUUAGAUGAAGGUGACAUGGCCAACCUGUAGAUCUCCUUGAAAUUAUCAAUAUGUAGCACCAAAGAAGGUGAUAUCUGAAGGAAUUUGCACUUCACUUCACCAGGCAUAAUUAGCGUUAAUUUUUUUUCCCUUCUCCUGUGAAAUUUGACUGCAAUUUUAGCUCCCUCAAAGGUGCAGUGAAGUUUCAAGGAGGCUUGUAAAGUGUAUCUUACUCAAAGCUUUAUGUAUUUACUAGCCGCGGUGUCACUCAAACCAGCACCCUUGUCUGACUGAUAAUAGAGCAAGACAGAAAAAGUUUUGUUGCGUUGCACAUACAUUUGCAAGAAACUUUUGCUUAUGAUGCAAAUUUGAACAUAUUCUUAACUUUACCUCUGAAGGUUACCCUUUUGUCUUGUA
Molecule: messenger RNA, 2572 nt
Organism: Populus trichocarpa (black cottonwood)
Lineage: Eukaryota; Viridiplantae; Streptophyta; Magnoliopsida; Malpighiales; Salicaceae
Product: proline-rich receptor-like protein kinase PERK13
Biological process (GO): protein phosphorylation
Molecular function (GO): ATP binding; protein kinase activity
Source: RefSeq, a predicted model, not a curated record